Molecule: messenger RNA, 2003 nt
Organism: Drosophila mauritiana
Lineage: Eukaryota; Metazoa; Arthropoda; Insecta; Diptera; Drosophilidae
Gene: RanGAP
Product: ran GTPase-activating protein
Exons: 5
Coding region: 118-1926 (602 amino acids)
Biological process (GO): activation of GTPase activity; nucleocytoplasmic transport; signal transduction
Cellular component (GO): cytosol; perinuclear region of cytoplasm; nucleus
Molecular function (GO): small GTPase binding; GTPase activator activity
Source: RefSeq, a predicted model, not a curated record
CAAAAUUCUAGCGCCCAUUUUUGCGAGGUUAAAAUAAAUUUCGCAAGCCGGCUGCAAUCGCAAAGUACAGUGCAACUUAUAUACACUCGUAUAAAAUAAUUCCACUUAAAAGCAACCAUGUCCUUGUCCACCUUUAACUUCGUCAACAUGGCCGCCCAACUGGGCCAGGAGCGGGGAAUCUCAUUUGAGAACAAGGCGCGUUCCUGGAGCACAGCUGCCGAUGUCCAGGAAGUGGUGGAUGCCCUUAACAAACAGACCACCGUGCACUAUCUGAAUCUGGACGGAAACACACUGGGCGUUGAGGCCGCCAAGGCGAUUGGGGAGGGUCUGAAGCGUCAUCCAGAGUUUCGGAAGGCGCUGUGGAAGAACCUGUUCACUGGUCGUCUCAAAUCGGAGAUUCCGGAAGCGCUCGAGCACCUGGGAGACGCGCUAAUUGUCGCGGGCGCCAAGCUGACAGUCCUGGAUCUCAGCGACAAUGCCUUAGGACCGAAUGGCAUGCGAGGCUUGGAGAAGUUUCUGCGAUCCCCGGUCUGCUACUCGCUGCAGGAGCUGCUGCUGUGCAAUUGUGGCCUGGGUCCCGAGGGCGGUAGUAUGCUGUCCCAGGCUCUGAUCGAUCUGCAUGCCAAUGCCAACAAGGCGGGCUUCCCGCUCCAGCUGCGCGUGUUCAUGGGCCCACGCAAUCGUCUCGAGGAUACCGGUGCUAUGGCCAUGGCAAACACAUUCCAAACCCUCAAGACCCUUGAGGAGAUUGUUCUGGAACAAAACUCUAUUUACUUCAAAGGCGUCGAGGCCCUGGCAAAAUCCUUCAAGAAUAACCCUCAUCUGCGAGUGCUAAACAUGAACGACAAUACUCUAAAGUCCAAGGGAGCUGAACAAAUAGCUGAGGUUCUUCCCUUUUUGCCCCUGCUGCGUGAAAUGAGCUUUGGAGACUGCCUGAUCCAAACCAAUGGCGCCUACCACUUAGGUGAGGCUCUGGAGAGAGGCAACGAACAACUGGAAGUUAUCGAUUUAGGUUUUAACGAAAUCAACAGCGACGGCGGCUUGGUGUUGGUGAAUGCUAUUAGAAAUAAGCCCAAGCUGCGCAUCUUGAACCUAGAUGGCAAUUGGUUUGGAGAAGCUGGUAGCGAGGAGAUUAUCAGCGAGAUGAGUAAGUUACCAACUGCUGCCGCACUGCAACCGUUCCAGCACCAGGAAGAGGAGGAUUCGGUAGAUGAGAAUCACAAGCAGGACGAAGACGAAGAGGAAGUACACGAGCACGCCAACGAUACUACCGAAGAAGCACAGGAGGACGACGAGGAUGAAGAGGACGACGAGGAUGACGACGACGACGAGGAUGACGAGGACGACGAGGAUGACGGGGAGUACAGCAACGUCGCGGAGGAGACUGCCUAUGUCACCACGAAUGCCUUCACGACCAAGAUGUUUAACGACACAACCAACUCGAUGACCAGCGAAACUUUUGCGGUCGCAAACAAGACGAUCAGACAAAAAUGCACUCCAGAGAAGUUCUGUUUGAGCCAGACACCCUGCUCGCAGGAGGAUUUCGAUGCGCUAGAUAUGGAUAACAAGCUUGAGGCUUUGAAGUCGAUUGUCAACCAAUUCACCGGCGACAACCAUUUGCUGCUGCUCGUCUUCACCACCUUGAAGUGCGCGCAUUUGUCGAAAUCCUCGAAAGCUGCGUUGGAUCUGGCCGUCUCCUUGUACCAGGCCACCUUUGACUACGCCAUCAAGACAAAGCAGGAGACCCGUGUGCUCAACUAUGUACUGAUGCAGCUCCGUUUGUUGCCCUGCAAGGAGGCAUUCCAUUCGGACUACGAUGUCAAGAGCUGUCGAUUUGCUCUGCGCGAGGCUCUCAAACAACCGACGUUUGCCAACGACAACAUCAAGAAUUCCUUCAAGACUUUCCUGGAGGGUGCGGAAUCGUAAAGAGAUUACCUAUAUUUCCCACUUUCCGAUGUGUGUAUGUACAUUGGCGAAUAAAAUCGUAUUAUUCAUAUCCCGUA